CUAAAUCUCCCAUCCCACGCACCACCUACCGCGCACUGCACGGCUCCGGUCUUCGCUGCAGGCCGCUCAGCCAUGGCAUCUGGCGACGCGGCGGCGGUGCGCGUGGUCGGCGGGUGGGCGAGCCCGUUCGUGAUGCGGGUGUGCGUCGCGCUCCGGCUCAAGGGCGUGGCGUACGAGUUCCUGCAGGAGGAGCCCGGCAAGAAGAGCGCGCUGCUCCUCGCGUCCAACCCCGUGCACAAGCAGAUCCCCGUGCUCCUCCACGGCGGGCGGCCGGUCUGCGAGUCGCUCGUCAUCUUGCAGUACGUCGACGAGGCCUUCUCCGGCGCCGCCACCCCGCGGAUCCUCCCCGCCGACCCCUACGACCGCGCCGUCCACCGCUUCUGGGCCGACUACGCCGACGCCAAGCUCCCGACGGCGCUCCGGACGCUGAGGGGCAUGAUUGACGGCGACAAGGCCGAGGCGGCGGAGCAGGUGGCCGCGGCGCUCGCCCAGCUCGAGGAGGCCUUCACGGCGUGCAGCAAGGGGCAGCGUUUCUUCGCCGGCGACGACAUCGGAUUCUUGGACAUCGUCCUCGGGUCCUACGUCGGCUGGUUCCGGGCAGCGGAGCGGAUCACCGCGCAGGCGGUCCUCGACGAGACGAGGACGCCGCGGCUCGCGGCGUGGGCGGCGCGGUUCUGCGGGCACGAGGCCAUCAGGGACGUGAUGCCUGACGCCGGAAGGCUCGUUGAGUUCGGCGAGGCGCUCCGCGCGGCGCUGGCCGCCAACGCCAACGCUCAACGGAUGUAGUAAGGGGAACGUACUGCUGUUCCAGCCGUGCUAGGCUUUGAUUUGUCAUGCGAAUCGAAAUUCAAGAGUAAAUUUCAUCAGCGGUCUCUAAACUUGUUGGAUGUGUCAUCCCGGUCCUUAAACUCGCAAAAUGACUGUUUAGAUAUCUAAACUUAUUCGGUUAUGUCAUCCUGGUCCCUAAACUUAAAAAUCUCUCA
Messenger RNA from Sorghum bicolor (sorghum), 983 nucleotides. Its product is annotated as glutathione S-transferase U17. The record is from RefSeq and is a predicted model, not a curated record. Gene Ontology annotation, molecular function: glutathione transferase activity. The transcript has 2 exons. Bases 73 to 786 code for a protein of 237 amino acids. Gene Ontology annotation, cellular component: cytoplasm. Lineage: Eukaryota; Viridiplantae; Streptophyta; Magnoliopsida; Poales; Poaceae. Gene Ontology annotation, biological process: glutathione metabolic process.